AGAGAGAGAGAGAUGUGCAGGCAUUACAGUUUUGAUUGUCUGGGUCCAGGCCCAAGUGCUCUGUGUUAGUGAUAGUAAGAGAAAAGCUUAGAGACAAACGAGAGUAUGGAGACCACCUUGGGCCUCAUGAUUUUGUUCAUGAUCCUCUGCAAUAUGUCUGUCUCUGCUGCACUGCACUGGAGGAAAGUACUGUACCCAUCUGCCUUUAGAGUGAAGAGAGGAACUCCAGAAUUGGUGAACCCCUUAAUUCAGAGAUCGGUGGAGGACACAAACCUGCUCUAUGAGGUGAUGUGGUCAGGGCUGUAUGUUGAAGCAGAGAAAAGUGUGCUUCGCGUGGCAGAUGAGGAACUUGCUUCUCUUCGGAGACUGCAGCCUCUGGAGGUAGUGUGUGAGGAUGUUCUCCCAAGGGCGCUCUCAGAUAUCCGUCGCCUCUGCCAUAAUCUGGAACAGCACCAGGCUCAUCUGAGCAAGGAGGACUUUGAGCGGACUGUGCUUACUAUGGUGUACACAGCUCAGAAACUAGCACAGAGCAAUGUGGGCCAUCAGAGGGAUCUGUGGGCUGAUGCACUGCUUCAGCUGUAUAAAAGCAUUAAAAAAGAUCUGGGAGCAAAGUGAUAACACUCUCGAAGCAGCACAGUAGUAAACAAUGUACAGAAUUAUAUGUCAAAAUAAUAUACAAAAUAGUAUACCAGUAUACUCCUGUACAUUGUACUCCUGUACACUGGUACUAUACAUUGUGUACCAGUCUAGUAACUAAAUCUGUAAAAGUUAAUAGUGGGACAUUUUGUCUCCAGCUUUAUUGCUUACUGACUGGUUCAGAACUCAAAAAGCAAAAUGUUACAAGUUUAAAUAUAGAUUGGGGGGGGGGGCAGGCUUAACUGUGCAUCAUCAAGCUUUGAGGGAGCAUCAGCUGAAAAAAGCCAACAAUGCUUAAUCUAUACUCAUCCGCCACAUUAAUAGGAACCUGCACAAUGUAAAACAUUGUUUUCACAAAUAUUUUUUCUUAAACAAAAUGAGAAAGUAAGUGUGCUUGUGAUAAUUACCCAAAAAGUAUGACACCAUGUCCUUUCCCCUUACGAAAAUCUACCAUGGUUUACUAUGGUUUUACCAUGGUUUUUAUGUAGUAACCAUGAUUCUACCAUGGUAUCUCAUGGUUAUUCUAAGUACUAUGAACCAACCAUAGUAUUACUAUGGUUCAUCCAUGGUAGUAACCAUGGUUCUACUAUGGUAUUUCAUGGUGAU
Neoarius graeffei (lesser salmon catfish) is the source of this 1242-nucleotide messenger RNA. Its product is annotated as protein FAM180A. The coding region runs from base 106 to 615 and encodes 169 amino acids. The record is from RefSeq and is a predicted model, not a curated record. The transcript is spliced from 3 exons. NCBI's taxonomy places the organism in Eukaryota, Metazoa, Chordata, Actinopteri, Siluriformes, Ariidae.